Molecule: messenger RNA, 1037 nt
Organism: Dermatophagoides pteronyssinus (European house dust mite)
Lineage: Eukaryota; Metazoa; Arthropoda; Arachnida; Sarcoptiformes; Pyroglyphidae
Gene: Gclm
Product: Glutamate-cysteine ligase modifier subunit
Biological process (GO): glutathione biosynthetic process
Cellular component (GO): glutamate-cysteine ligase complex
Molecular function (GO): enzyme regulator activity; glutamate-cysteine ligase catalytic subunit binding
Source: RefSeq, a predicted model, not a curated record
AAUACGGUGUUUAUGAAUUGUUCAUCAACAAUCAUCAUUUGGCCGAUUUUCCAAAAAAUUUUGGAAAAAGAGACAAAUUAAAUUUAGUAAUUUUAAAUCAUGUCUUCAGAACCGAAAACAAUAAUCAUCGAUACGGGCAAUAUAUUCAAGUUUGGAAUUAUCCAACGAAAAGGAUUGAAUGAUGUCAAUGUUGAGGUUCUAGAAGGUAUCGCAAGUGUAUUGGAUUCAUAUUCAAACCGUAUGGCAAAAUGGGAUACAAUCGAAUUGAACGGAAAGGAUGUGAAAUGCUUACGACUGAAUGGAGAAGGAAAUAAUUCAUUUGAAAAUCAUGAUCGUAGUAAAUUGAAAUUAACGGUAAAAUUAUUCUUAUAUGCGGAUGCUGAGCAGUCAGAUGAAUAUAAACAACAAUUGGCAUCUGAAUCAAUCAAUGCUUUGGUUAAAUUAUUGAAUCUAAAUCAAAUCGAUAACCUAAUUCUAUCCGUUCAAACUGAUGAUAUGGAUCAGGUGCUAACAGAGUUGGAAUCUUUUUGGACCUUUUAUGAAACAUUUGUUUUGAAUGAAAAAAUCCGUCAACUAGGUACAAGUGAUUUAAAUUUUACUCAAUUAUCUGAUCUUUAUGGAUGGGCUAAACGGAUAAAACCAUCAUCAACACAGAUUAAUCUAAAUACUUGUUGUGAUAUUCCUGCCGAUUUGUCCGCCUUUGCCAAAGAAAAUUCAAUACAAUUGCUUACACAUAAUGAUCCUGUUGAUAAUUUUAUUCCAAUCGAAAGUUUACAAAAAUUAUUCAAAACAAAGGAUGUCUCCUGUUCAUUGUUGACCGAUAACCAAACACUCAAACGUAAAUGGAUUGCCCGUUAUACAUUCGUGUUGCCAGGACAAGGUGUCGUUUUGACCAAAGGAUACAUGCUUAGUUUGCUUGUUUAAUUGAAUAUUGCAUAAUAAUAGGAAAGGAGAAAACAAAUGCUUUAAUGUUGUUAAUCUAAAAACAUUUUUAUUAUUUUAAUUUUUUAAUGUCAACACUGAAUAAUCAAGACAAU